Molecule: messenger RNA, 1528 nt
Organism: Chenopodium quinoa (quinoa)
Lineage: Eukaryota; Viridiplantae; Streptophyta; Magnoliopsida; Caryophyllales; Amaranthaceae
Exons: 4
Coding region: 391-996 (201 amino acids)
Biological process (GO): cytokinin biosynthetic process
Source: RefSeq, a predicted model, not a curated record
UAAAAAAAAAGAAGAAAAAAGUUGGCUAGUAUACUACUACUGGUCACGGGGUUAGAGUAUGAUAACAUAGGUGUCCAAAUACGGAGAUAGAAAAGAUGGACGUGUACCCCGUUUUUCUUAUGAGCGUACACUCUGCCGAGCUGUCUACCAUGUGCACGCACCCUUCCUUCUCUUUCUCUCUCUUCUCUUUUUUUUUUGUUUUUAAAUCUUCCCUUGUAUUAUCCUCCCUUCAUUCCCAACUGGCACUUCAUUCUUCUCCAUUUCAUUUCUUCUAUAAAUCUCCCCCUUCUUAUCAUACUUUAUUAUUACAAAGUCGUGACAUAUCCCAAACCAAACCAAACAGUAAAAAUAUAUACUCGUACUCGAUAACGAACGAGUAGUAGUAGUAAAAUGAUGAAUAAUGUAGUUUUAACAGCGGCCUCUUCAUCAGAGUGUAGUAGUGGGUGUGAGUCUGGUUGGACUCUAUAUUUGGAACAUUCUAGCGGUAGCUUUUCUACUGGUAGUAAAUAUAAUGAUCGUCUACAUUGUAAUAAUAAUAAACACCAAAAAGUGGCACCUACUUUUCAUCAAGGUAAAAAAAGUGCUAGUCUUUUUUAUGAUGAUGAUGAAGAUGAAGAUUUAUCGAUGGUUUCUGAUGCAUCUUCUGGUCCUCCACAUUUUGAUCAUGAAGAUGAUGAAGAUGAGGUUUUUUGUUAUAGUAACAGAAAAAAACAAAGUGUCAAAUUAUCAACUCUACAUCAACAACAACAACAAUAUUUUAAGGCUCAAGAUUUUGGCCUUGAUGAUACCGCUAGCUCCCCUCUUUUCACCUCCAAGAAAAAUAAUAAUGGUAGGGAAGAUAAGGGUACAUCAUUAAAAAGGAUGGUAGACUACUCUUCACAAGGUUUUUCUGCUACUCAUUUUCAUCAGGAGAGAUCUACUAAUUUCCAGGAACACUAUGGUUUUAUUCAGCCCCCUUUCUCAACAAACCAAUUUCAACAUAACCAGUGGUCCUAGAUUGUAGAAAGAGAAGACACGGAAUUAAAAGGCUAAAAGGAAGCUAAAGGAUUGUACCAAAUAUAGUUGGUGAUCAUCAACAAAAAUAGCUCAAAAGAAGCAAUGAAUGAAAAAAGAAGAGAAGGGUUAUGUUGUCAAAAAAAGGGUGGGAUAAAAGAAGCAGAUCUCAAAGGGAUCUUUGAUUUCUUUUUUCUUUUUUUUUAAAAAAUUACUUUUGGCUGUCAUUUUAGUGGGAAACAACCUCAAUGGUAGUACAAUGCAAGUAGAAAUUAAUACUUGAUGUACUCUAGGAAUAUAUGAAUUUAUUUCAAUUGAGGAUCAAUAGUGACUAUAGAUGUAACUUAAAUAUGUUUAGAGUACUUCAACUCGAGUUAAUGGCAAUGCAUGUUUAAUCUCAUUUACCAUGCAUAUCAUAGUAUAGUCAUGAUUUAUUUCAUCAAGUCUUGGUUCUUCUCUUUCUCGCUGUAUGUGUGCAAUCAUCUACCAACACUUCUCGAUGUAAAGGACAUACUAUUAUCAAAAUAUACAUGAA